AUGUCGGUCGCAACCAUGCUCCAACCCUCGUCGAGAGCCUCCCGGGCUUCGACAGCCUCCUCGGCUUCUUCCUUCCAGCCAGUCUCCAGACAGAAUACCUUUUCUUCCCAGCAUGAUACUCGAUCUGUCAGACAAUCAAAACGAAUGUCUGUCACAGCGCUAUACCUCUCAAUGUCGGCUAAGGAGAAAGACCUCGAGAUCUCUGAUGAUUUGGCUAAAGCUCAACGAACUUUACGCGAGCUGAAGUCGAAGAUCUCUUCCCAGUCCAAGAAGAACUUUGUGCUGGAAAAAGAUGUUCGAUACCUGGAUUCACGGAUUGCGCUUCUGAUUCAGAAUCGAAUGGCAUUGGAAGAGCAAAACGAAGUCGCCAGCCAUCUCGAAGAUGCCAAUGACCUCCAGGAGGGCUUUUUCCCCAAUGAUGAUAAGACUCAGAAAUAUGGAAACCUCCUUUUCCUUCUACAAUCUGAGCCCCGCCAUAUUGCGCAUCUGUGUCGUCUGGUGACGAUGGCGGAAAUCGAUUCAUUGCUCCAGACAGUGAUGUUCACCAUCUACGGCAACCAAUACGAAAGUCGAGAGGAACAUUUGUUGCUAACCAUGUUCCAGUCUGUUCUGACAUAUCAAUUUGACAACACUCCAGAAUAUUCAUCCCUUCUGCGCCAAAACACUCCUGUUUCUCGUAUGAUGACAACUUAUACCAGACGAGGCCCCGGACAGGCUUAUUUGAAGCAGGUGUUGGCUGACCAAAUCAACUCCCUUAUCGAUCUAAACGACAUUGAUCUAGAAAUUAACCCCCUGAAAGUGUAUGAGAGCAUGGUCCAGCAAAUCGAAUUAUCCACUGGAACUCUCCCACCUUCUCUGCCAAAAUCAGUAACUGCAGAGGUUGCUGCAGAGAACGAACAGGUCCAAAAGAUCAUUGUGCCCCGAUUGAAGAUGCUAACAGACAUCGCAAACGGUUUUCUUGAAACAAUCAUUGAAGGUCUUGAGGAAACUCCAUACGGUAUCCGGUGGAUCUGCAAACAGAUUCGAAGUCUGUCAAAGCGGAAGUAUCCCGAUGCCCAGGACCAGACUAUUUGUACACUUAUUGGCGGCUUUUUCUUUUUGCGAUUCAUCAAUCCCGCCAUCGUAACUCCUCGAUCCUACAUGCUCAUUGAAGCUACCCCAGCCGACAAGCCCCGCCGCACCCUAACUUUGAUCGCGAAAAUGCUACAGAACUUGGCAAAUAAGCCGACUUAUGCGAAGGAACCGUAUAUGGCCAAACUCCAGCCAUUCAUCCACGAGAACAAAGAGCGUGUGAAUAAGUUUCUUCUCGACCUAUGCGAAGUUCAAGACUUCUACGAAAGUUUGGAACUGGAUAACUAUGUAGCUCUAUCCAAGCGAGAUCUAGAGCUUCAAAUCACCCUGAACGAAGUCUACGCAACCCACGCGUUGCUGGACAAACACAGCGCCACCCUCGCCGCCCAAGACCAGCACUCCCACCUGAGCCAUCUGCUCCAGGAACUCGGACCUGCACCACCCCAACUACCCCGCAAGGAGAACCGAACCAUCAACCUUCCCCUAUUUAGCAAGUGGGAAACGGCCCUCGACGACCUAACAUCAGCGCUAGAUAUUACCCAAGAAGAAGUCUACUUCAUGGAAGCCAAAUCAACUUUUGUCCAGAUCAUGCGAUCCCUCCCUCACAACUCCUCUGUCACCCGCCGCCCCCUCCGUCUUGACCGCAUAGCUGAAGCAGCUGCAACCCUCAAAAAUGACGCCGUCAUGGUCCGCAAGGGAAUACGGACGAUGGAACUACUCAGUCAACUGCAGGAACUCGGCGUUCUUGACCGGUCAGAUGACUUCAGCCUCCUCCGCGAUGAAGUCGAGCAAGAACUCGUGCACCUGGGCUCUCUGAAGGAGAAAGUACUUGAAGAAACUCGUAAACUGGACGAAGUAUUCCGCACCAUCCGCGACCACAAUGCAUAUCUCGUGGGCCAAUUGGAGACGUACAAAUCGUACCUGCAUAACGUGCGCAGUCAGUCUGAGGGGAAGCAGAGGAAGCAGCAGAAGCAUCAGGAGUUGGGGCCUUAUAAGUUUACGCAUCAGCAGUUGGAGAAGGAAGGGGUUAUUCGGAAGAGUAACGUACCGGAAAAUCGGAGGGCGAAUAUUUAUUUUAUGUUCAAGAGUCCGUUACCGGGGACUUUUGUUAUCAGUUUGCAUUAUAAGGGUCGCGCUCGAGGUCUUCUAGAACUCGAUCUCAAACUCGACGAUCUUCUGGAGAUGCAGAAGGAUAACCAGGAAGAUCUUGAUUUGGAGUAUGUGCAGUUUAACGUUUCGAGGGUUCUUUCAUUGUUGAAUAAGCGGUUCGCGCGGAAGAAAGGGUGGUGA
This is a messenger RNA of Paracoccidioides brasiliensis Pb18, 2361 nucleotides long. RefSeq names its product Ras GTPase activating protein IRA2. Gene Ontology annotation, molecular function: GTPase activator activity; protein binding. The coding region runs from base 1 to 2361 and encodes 786 amino acids. The record is from RefSeq and is a predicted model, not a curated record. Gene Ontology annotation, biological process: regulation of GTPase activity; regulation of actin cytoskeleton organization. Gene Ontology annotation, cellular component: cell cortex. The transcript is spliced from 4 exons.